UAACAUGAGUUAGUAUCUGCGCCGUAAUAUCGAAGAUGAUUGUGGGGGUGACAAAGGCGCAAAGUUUGAAAGCGCGCGAGAGCUUGUUGAUACUUUUACAAUAUUUGCCGGCAUAGUAAAAUCUGCCGUCGUUCAAGAAUCACGUACUACACCUUUCAAUAAUUUUCACGAUCGCGAAUGAAAACGUCUUUAAGUUUUCCAACGCAAAACGAAGUUAUGGUCAUCGAGCUACAAUUUUAACGACAUACUUCUAGGUCAUAUCAGCAGCCUACAAUGCAAAUAAUCGCAAUCGUCGCGACCACAAUUCUACAUUGGGUGAACAUCGUAAUCGCAUCGGACGAUUCAAUACUUGAAAUCGUUAACACAAAGGAAGUGGAACGGCUGAUAGCUGAACGUAAAGAAAACGCAUCACGGGAGGAACGGCGCUUUCUGCUGGAAAAUGCACUGGACGACUCCUACUAUCCCCCGGAUCAGGAGCAGGAAUAUCAACGCUUAAAAUUGCUAGACAGUCAACUUUACCAAAAAACCGAAAAUCCGAGAAUUGACAUCGACAUUCUGCUAAAGAGGAGUAACAUCUCAGACCCAUUUCGAAGUACCGAAUUAUUGUCGGACCUUCGAGGGUAUCAUGGAAGAAAAGUACUCAAAUCAAGUAAGAACGCGCUACUGGUAACCAAAAAGGAGUACUUACAAAGAGACUGGUGCAAAACUGAACCAUUAGUGCAGAAAAUUAAGGAGGAAGGGUGCUUAACGCGAACAGUAAUUAAUAGGUUCUGCUACGGGCAGUGCAACUCCUUCUAUAUUCCCAAGAAUCCCAAAAAGAGGAACAAACGGAAAACGCUGCACGAGCAGGAGGAUGAAGACCAAAACGGGGCCGCGUUCAAAUCUUGCUCGUUCUGCAAACCGAAGAAAUUUACGUGGAUUACCGUCACACUGAAAUGUCCCACUUUGGUCCCGAUAUUUCGCAAGAAACGUAUACAGCGGAUCAAACAGUGCAAAUGCGUAGCGACCGACGUUAAUUAAUAAACUUUUAUGAAUGGCAGAAGUGUCUGUGCCAUUGAAUGAAAAUGUGAACGCUAACCAAGAACACAUUUUACAAAGCGUACAAACGGCGCCCCGAGGCAACGGAUCGAGUGGGUAUCGCCCAUUACCUUUAUGCUGAUUUCUAUUUAUAAUUUUAUUAUAAGCCAACCUACGUGUACCCGAAAACAAUUUAGCGAAAUUGUCGACGCUUUGCGUGGUUUUGGUAUUAAAACGAAAUUAUAACCUGUUACCGCUUCAUGUAGAUCUCUAGAUAAAAACUACAAACUGACGUUAAGUAGAUAGGAGUGGGUAGAAUUUCUCCAAAUAGAAAACAUUAAUGGAUAAACCGAAAGUAAAACAUAGAUCUUAAGAUGCACGCGGUAGAACUAACAUUAACACAAUAACAUAUAAAGUUCCUAUUAAUUAUUUUCACUUUUUGUCAUAUAAGAUGCACGCGGAUUGGAGGAACGAGCGACGUGGUAAAGUUUUAAUUUAAAUGUUUAUAGUAGGGUAGUAUUUAUUAUUCGUAACGUAAUCGUUUGUAAAGACAGAAAUGUAAUAAAUAAACGAAUUGUACAAUCUCA
Molecule: messenger RNA, 1604 nt
Organism: Photinus pyralis (common eastern firefly)
Lineage: Eukaryota; Metazoa; Arthropoda; Insecta; Coleoptera; Lampyridae
Product: gremlin-2-like
Exons: 2
Coding region: 274-1020 (248 amino acids)
Biological process (GO): animal organ morphogenesis
Molecular function (GO): receptor ligand activity; BMP binding
Source: RefSeq, a predicted model, not a curated record